AUGGCAAUCACGCAGUUAAUCGAGCCGCAGCCGCUGCAGACUAGUAGGGUUGCGCUAAACGACGUUAAGAAGAGCCUCCUAGUGGCGCUCGGGAAGCUCAACGAUCGCGACACGCAGCAGAACGCGGUCGGGGAUCUGCAGAAUAUCGUGGAGUGCCUGCCGCCUGAAGGCAUUCCCGUCUUCCUCUCCUGCCUCUACGAGACUGACAGCACCCAUCGCACGUUCGUCCGGAAAGAAUGUCUCAGGCAAUUCGCCAUCCUUGCGAUGACCUUCGGCCCGCUCCUGUCGCCGCACCUUCCCAAGAUCGUCGCAGCCGUCGUCCGUCGCCUGCGCGACCCCGAGUCCACCUUAAUUGAAUCCUGCGCAGAAGCCAUGUCGACACUAGUUCAGCACGUUCCCCCACCUCCCCACGAUACCGUCCCCGGAGCUAUUCCCGUCGGCGGCUUCGGAGCCAUGGGCGUUUACGUUCGGCCGCUCCUCGACACGCUCGGCGAGCAGAGCCGAAACUCGCAGGCAGGUGCGGCGAUCUGUCUCGACCGCGUCUUCCGGGCUGCCCGGGAGAAAAUGGAGCCGAGCGCGGCGCGCGUGCUGAUGCGAGCGAACGGCAUGCUCUCGCGGCAAGGGUUUCAGGCGAAGGCGCAGCUUCUGGGCGCCGUUGCGAGCCUUGCCGAGGUGUGCGGGGAAUCCAUGGGCGCGCAAGUGCCCGUGCUGGUAUCCGCCGCGACCGCCGCCGUGGCGUCCGCGGACUGGGCCACGCGCAAGGCGGCGGUGGACCUGCUGGGGCAGCUCGCCAUCAACCUGCCGGCGGAGUUUCUGGGGGAGAGCCGCGCGGCCGUCAUGAAGGCGCUGGACCAGUGCAAAGGCGAUAAGGUGAAGAAUGUGCGUGAUUCCCUGGCGCAGGCGAAGCAGGCGUGGGCGUGUGUGGAGUGGGAGGACCCGCCCGCAGCCGGGCAGCACCAAGUGCUGUCCGUGCCGUCCCUCUCGUCAGAAUCGGCGGCGACUGUAGUGCAAACUCCGUCGCUGUCCUCUGCUGCUGUUGUUGGCAGCGCAUCAGGAAGGCGCGCCAGUUUCUCACCUGGUGCAGCAGAAAACGACAAAAGCAUUGGCAGCCGCUCAUUCAAGCUUCAAGGCCACUCGUCCUCGCUUGUAACAGACCCGUUUGAAGACGCUCGAGACGCAGCAGAUGCAGAAGAAGCAGCAGCUGCAGCAUCAGCAGCAACAACAGCAUCAGUAUCAGCAGCUACAGCAGCAGCAGCAGCAGCUGCUGCCAGUGUGACCCCUGCUGUGAAGCGGGGAGGAGUGAGCGGCAUGCUGGCACGCACCUUCAGUGGGCUGGGCCGAGCUCGAGCUAAGGAAGCAACAGCAAGUGCUGCUGCUGUAGGAGUGGCAGGAGCAGGAGGAGGAGCAGGAGGGGAGGGAGGAGAAGAGGGCGGAAUGAAAAUCGGACUGAGCAAAGGGGGGAUUGGGUCCCACGCAUGGGCUCCAGAAUUAUCUCAGUCGAAACCCAGAGAAGCUUCCAAAGGAGAAGCUACUAACGCGGAUAAUGGAGCUGGAGAGAAGGCUGCUCGGCCUAAGUUUGAGCGGCAGCCGUUGCGAGGGAACCCACUGUUUUUCAAGAAGGCGGGCGCAGGGGGGAAGGCUGGGGGAGGUGACGACUGGUCCGUGGAAGUGAUGGUUCCUAAAUCGAAGGCCGGGGCAGUGGGGGAGAAGGGUGACAGUAACGGGGGGCCAGGUGAGGGCAGUGGAGGGAAGAAGGGUGAUGGGAGGGGUGAUGGGAGGGGAGAGGGAAGGCAGGGGGCAGGGGCAGGGACAGGAGCAGGUGCGAAAGAGAGUCGAGCGCAAGCGGAUGGGGCGAAGGCGCGGAGGCAUUCGGCUUCGGGGAUUGCUGCCCUCAAGGCUGCGGCCGCUGCUGGUGGGAGAGGCAAGGAGGGCGCAGGGGGCUUGAAAGGAGCAGGAGCAGGGAGCGAUUGGAAUGUGGAGAUUCUAGUGCCUAAGACACGUGGCGGAUGGGGCAAGGGCGGUGGCGAGUCAGAGGAGAAGCGGGAGGUGGAUGGAGAAGGAGUGAAGGAAAUGAAGGGAAGGGACGGUUCGGACAAGGCUGACUUGCAGCAGGAUGAGGUGGCGCCGAGUGCGAUCCAACAGCAGCAGCAGCAGCAGCAGCAGCAACAGCAGGAGCAGCAGCAGCAGCAGCAACAGCAGCAGCAGCAGCAACAGCAGCAACAGCAGCAGCAGGAGCAGGUCCAGCAUCAGCUGCAGCAAUACCAGCAGCAGCAGCAGCAGCACCAGCAGCAGCAACAUCAGCAGUAUCAGCAGCACCAGCACCAGCAGCAGCAGCAGCCGUACCGUAAUCAGCAGGUGCAGGAGCGAGUGGAGGAGAGGAACGAGGACGAGAAGCAAGAUUAUCUGCACCACAUGCUUCGAGAGGUAGAGGGAGAGAAGGACACAGGAGGGAAUACUGAACCCAGUGGUGCUUAUAACAGGGGGCAGGAGGAGGGAGUGGGGGGUGUUAUCAAUGCUGCGGGAGGGCCUGCAGCGAGUUAUGCUACUGGGUUGGAGAGUGAGGAGGAAAGGGAGGAGGAAGAGCGGGAGGUGGGGAGAGAGUGUGAGGAGGAAAAGGCACCAAAAGUGGAGAAGCGCGGCGAGGAGUCUCAAGGCGCAGAGAAUGACGCUUAUGGUUCUAGCGAGUCUGACAAUGACGAGGAUGGGAAUCAGCGGGAAGGUAGGGCAGGCGAAUGGGAGGAGAGGAAGGGGCGGAAGGCAACAGGGGGUGGUGAUGCCUUGGGAAGGCAGAAGUGGAGCAAGGGCAGGAACAGAUGGAAGGACGGUCAUGGGCAGGGGCAGGGGGUGGGGGAGACAGAGGAGAAGAAUAGGAAGGGGGAAGAGGAGGCGGGUAGAAGGGGCAGGGGCGUGGGGAAUACGGGGAGGGGAGAAGGGGGAGGGGCGCUGCGCCAAUCGUAUGACUGGGGGGGCGCGGGGAAGGCUGGGAGGGGAGGCAAGGGUGGGGGAAGAAAGGAGGGAGUGAGAGAGGCGGAAGAGAGGGGGAAGAGAGUGGAUGGGGUUGGGAGAAGGGAGAGGGGAACGUGGGGAGAAGGAGGCGGUGGCAUGAGGAGGAGUAAUUCUUGGAGCAGUAGUCUGUCUGUUGAGGCCACCGGUGGAGGGAAAGCUAGGGUCGUGCAGGGUAAAGGAGGGUGGUGGGAUGGGGAGGAAGAGGAGGGUGAGAGGGUGGAGAGAGGGCGAAUGAGGAGAAAGGAGGGUAGGGAGGAUGGGAGGGGGAGGAGGAGGUAUGGGUCACUGAGCAGUCAUUUGUCUUCAAGCGAGGAAGAGGAGGAGGAUUAUGGGGAGUCUUUUCCUCGUGCUCGUAUGAGGCGCGGGUGGGCUAAUAACGAGGAUGCUAUGGAUUCGAGUCCGAAAGGAGGCCGCAGAGACGGAAGGUCCGGUGUUGGGAAGGGUGUGAAGCAGCAGCAGAGGCAGGGCGACACGUGGCAGAAGCAGGAGGUGACACGCCAGGAGGAGAAGCUUGGGCGGAGGAGGCCGCAGCAGAGUCAGCACCAGGGGCAGCAGCACCAGUCGAGGCAGAGCGGGUUGAAGAAGGCGGAUGGAGAGCAAAUGCAGAUUAGACGCUCCUAUGACUUGACAUCUGUGGCGGAGGCAGUGGAGGCAGAGGUGCAGAGACUGAGGCAACGAGUGGCUGAUAUGGAGCGGCAGCAGGACAGCUACCAGGGCAUGGUGGAGGGUUUCAUGAGCGCUACCAGGCGGACUAUGGAUAGUCUCGAGCUGCGAAUGCUUUCCCUUGAAGGCUCGCUCUCUACUCUAAAGUCCCUGCACCAGCAGCAGAACCAGCACGAGCAGCAGCAGCAGCUGGCAUUAGCCGAGGCAGAAGCGGUGCAGCUGCAGCAGCAGCAGAUUCAGCAGGCUUACCACGAGCAGCAGCAGCAGUUGCAGCAGGUGAAGCUGUCAUAUUUGGAGCAGCAGCACCAGCAGCAGCAACAACUAGCACUGAGAACCACACGAGCCAUGCACAGUGUUGCUGCUUCUCCAGUGGUAGCUCCUCUCCCUUGGACCUCCAAUGCUGCUGCCUCCCCCUCACCCCACGCUGUCCCCACCUCUCCUCACCCCAUCUCCACCUCCGCCCUCCCUACCAUGCCCUCCCCUUACCUCCCUGCUCGCAUUCGCACCACUGCUGGUGGUGACAGCAGCAGGGGGCUCACCCCUGGACGAAGGCUGUCGUUGCAGGGAGGAGGAGGGAUGGGUGGGAUAGGGAGCAACGCAGGGGGGAUAGGCAGUGGGUCUGGUGCUGGUGGUUACAUGCAGGCACAGCCAUUCUUGGGUGGGCUUGGUGGUAUUGGAGCAGGGACUGAAGCAGCUUAUAUGGAGGAUGAUUAUGCUGCGGCUGCUGCAGCUGUGGCCGAAGCAGCAGCGGCGGCAGCAGCAGCUGAGACGGCACACGAGCUCAAGGCCGGGGGGUUCGAGGGUGCUUAUAAAGAGGUGCUGAAGGCUGCAGAUGCAGGUGCCAUGGUGCGGCUGAUGGGCCGAACCGGUCCUGUGCUGGGGCAUCUGUCGCCUGAUACUGGGGCGGAGGUUAUACGGCGCAUGGUGGAGCUGCUUAUAAGGGGGACGUCGGUGGAGUACCUCCUGCCGUGGGUUCGGCAGGUGAGGCGAUGGGAGGGCGUGAUGUGCUAUGCUGAGAUGUGUGCUGUUGGUGCUAGACAUAUUGACGGACGAGUCAUCUUUCCCAUAUGGAGCAGAGGGCCCGGCAGUGGAUGGGCAUCUGAAGCACCCCACGUGCUUACACCCUCCUUUUCUCCCCCCGCCCUAUUCCCCGCCCAUCACCCCCAGCUGCUGGACAUAAUGACGGACGAGUCAUCUCUCCCGUACGGAGCAGAGGGUCCGGCAGUGGACGGGCAUCUGAAACAGCACGUGCUGGCAGCGCUGCAGCAGGUGGUGGGCGCCGAUGGGGGCAACUGGGUGGGGCGAUCAGCAGGCGACUACCGGCGACAGCUGGCUGAUGCAUGGGGCAUGUGA
This is a messenger RNA of Closterium sp. Naga37s-1, 5022 nucleotides long. The record is from the annotation of a GenBank genome assembly. Lineage: Eukaryota; Viridiplantae; Streptophyta; Zygnematophyceae; Desmidiales; Closteriaceae.